This is a messenger RNA of Gracilinanus agilis (Agile Gracile Mouse Opossum), 954 nucleotides long. It is a transcript of the gene CD86, whose product is annotated as CD86 molecule. Gene Ontology annotation, biological process: positive regulation of T cell proliferation; cell surface receptor signaling pathway; immune response. Bases 1 to 954 code for a protein of 317 amino acids. The transcript is spliced from 5 exons. The record is from RefSeq and is a predicted model, not a curated record. NCBI's taxonomy places the organism in Eukaryota, Metazoa, Chordata, Mammalia, Didelphimorphia, Didelphidae. Gene Ontology annotation, cellular component: external side of plasma membrane.
AUGGCAUCUACUCUGGUCCAGUGUGGGGCAUGGAAGCUCACCCUGGAGCUGGGUGGAACUGAAAUUUUGGGCAUCAUGGAAGAUACAGUUGCCACUGCCACAGAGCCAAAGGUUGAGGCAUUUUUCAACGGGACCGUAGACCUGCCUUGUAACUUCAAGAAUCCUGAAGAAAUCAGCCUGGAAGAACUACUGAUAUUUUGGCAAGAUGCCAACGAUCUUGUUCUAUAUGAGCUCUAUCAAGGAAGAGAGAAGCGGGAGUUCAUCCAUCCAAAGUACAUUAAUCGAACGGAAUAUAACCAAACCACUUGGACUUUACGACUCCAAAAUGUUCGGAUUGAGGAUCAGAGGGAAUAUAAAUGUUUAGUCCAACACCGUGGUCCCAAAGGAUUAGUUCUUGUCCAUCAGUUUUCUUUUCAGCUGUUUGUCCUUGCCCCUUUCAGUCAACCUGAAAUAACACGACUUGACAACAUGACAGCAAAAAUUGGAGACGUGUUGAAUUUUUCCUGCUCAGCUGAACAAGGAUAUCCACAACCUGAGGAGAUGUACUGGAUGGUAACAACCGAAAAUUCUACCAAGAUUCCUGGCAUUAUGGAUCUGUCCAUAGAUAAUAUCACUCAGCUCUACGAUGUUAGAACUACCUUAUCCCUAACUUUUAACGAAACUACCAGGAUUAACAUCAGCUGUUAUCUACAGACUGUGGGACAAAAGGAACCCCUUAUCUCCAAGAUUCUGACUAUAGAGAUACAAUCCAAUGAAGACCCGGGAAAUAAUUUCCUCGAAUUGAUUCUUGGACUUGUAUUAUUAUUUAUUGUCAUAGCGAUUGUUUGUUGGACAAAACGCCAUCGUCUCUGUGAUAAAAGAGGAACUACUAAGGAGAAGGCAGAAGAUCCUGGACAUUCUGAAGAAAAGCAAGUACUUCCAACCACAGGACACACAGAACAGGCAGAGAAAUAG